Messenger RNA from Drosophila ananassae, 482 nucleotides. RefSeq names its product E3 SUMO-protein ligase ZBED1-like. The coding region runs from base 1 to 369 and encodes 122 amino acids. The record is from RefSeq and is a predicted model, not a curated record. The transcript is spliced from 2 exons. Gene Ontology annotation, molecular function: protein dimerization activity. Lineage: Eukaryota; Metazoa; Arthropoda; Insecta; Diptera; Drosophilidae.
AUGGAAAAAUCAACACCGCCGAUGGAGCCUACACCACCAGUUGAACACGGCCCCUCCAAGGCUUUUUCAUUCCUUGAUUCUAAAUUAAAAGCGAAGAUAAAUUCACCGCGAGCCGACGCUGUGAUCCUACUAAGACAACAUCUCGAAACCCAAAACGUGCCGGAAACAUGCGACCCACUAAAAUAUUGGAAGACAAGAGCAGACAUAUACGAAUCGCUGCAACAGGUUGCACUUAAAUACUUCUGUGUACCAGGAACAUCCUGUGUGUCCGAAAGGAGCUUCAGCAAAGCUGGACAGAUAGUGUCGGAUCGGCGCACUAGGCUCAAGCCUGGUGUAGUGGACAAGUUAAUGUUUAUUAAAAAAAAUUAAGAUAUUUUUUCUUAAUUAAUCGUACCAAAAUGUGAAUAUGAUGAUCUCUUAGGAUUCGGAUGAUCUUUUUUUUUUAUUUAAUUGCGAAUAAAGCCUUUGUUUCUUUGUUGUAA